Messenger RNA from Pteropus alecto (black flying fox), 2923 nucleotides. RefSeq names its product small G protein signaling modulator 3 (gene SGSM3). The record is from RefSeq and is a predicted model, not a curated record. Gene Ontology annotation, molecular function: protein binding. Bases 226 to 2559 code for a protein of 777 amino acids. Lineage: Eukaryota; Metazoa; Chordata; Mammalia; Chiroptera; Pteropodidae. The transcript is spliced from 22 exons.
UGCGCGGUAGCGCUGCGGAGCGCUGACGGGCUGAGCCCGCGGCGCUGGGAGCCGGGCGGUAGUUGGCACUGAGGUGGCAGGGAGUCGCGGCGAAGCCUCUGGACAUCUCCUGCGGGGCGAUGUUUCUGGACCAGAUGAAGCCUGAGGAGCCUCCCAGCUGUGAGAUACUGGGAUAGGACAACCUGAGUCUGGAUCCACAGAAGACUCGCCUCGCCUCUCCGCACAAUGUCAGGAAGCCAUGUACCCUCUGCUUGCGGUCCCUUCUCAGCCCUGACUCCAAGCAUGUGGCCCCAGGAGAUCCUGGCCAAGUACACACAGAAGGAAGAGUCGGUGGAGCAACCAGAGUUCUACUAUGACGAGUUUGGCUUCCGGGUGGACAAGGAAGAUGGUGCCGACCCCAGCCCCGGCAGGCUGCCGGCCGUGUCUCUGAUGGAGGACCCUCCGCAGCGGCUGCGGUGGCAGGCCCACCUGGAGUUCACCCAUAACCACGACGUGGGCGACCUCACCUGGGACAAGAUUGCCGUCUCCCUGCCCCGCUCUGAGAAGCUCCGCUCCCUGGUGCUGGCUGGCAUCCCACACAGCAUGAGGCCACAGCUGUGGAUGCGGCUCUCCGGGGCCCUGCAGAAGAAGAAGGGCUCCGAGCUGUCCUACCGGGAGGCCGUGAGGAACAGCUCUAACGACGAGACCAUUGCUGCCAAACAGGCUCCCUCCGGGUCUCUGUGCUGGCGUGUGGCCCGCGGCCACAUCUCACAGCUCCUGUUGUGGGCGGGCCGCCGGCAGAUCGAGAAGGACCUGCUCCGCACGAUGCCCAGCAAUGCCUGCUUCGCCAGCGUGGGCAGCGUCGGGGUACCGCGGCUGCGCAGGGUCCUCCGAGCGCUGGCCUGGCUCUACCCGGAGAUCGGCUACUGCCAGGGCACAGGCAUGGUGGCCGCCUGCCUCCUGCUGUUCCUGGAGGAAGAGGAUGCCUUCUGGAUGAUGUGUGCCAUCAUCGAGGACCUGCUACCUGCCUCCUACUUCAGCACCACCCUGCUGGGCGUCCAGACAGACCAGCGAGUCCUGCGCCACCUCAUCGUCCAGUACCUGCCUCGCUUGGACAAGCUGCUCCAGGAACAUGAUAUUGAGCUGUCUCUGAUCACACUGCACUGGUUCCUCACGGCCUUCGCCAGCGUGGUGCACAUCAAGCUGCUGCUGCGCCUCUGGGACCUGUUUUUCUACGAGGGCUCCCUGGUGCUCUUCCAGGCCACGCUGGGCAUGCUGCGCCUCAAGGAGGAGGAGCUGAUUCAGUCAGAGAACUCGGCCUCUAUCUUCAACACGCUGUCAGACAUACCCUCGCAGAUCGAAGACGCGGAGCUGCUGCUGGGGGAGGCCAUGCGGCUGGCUGGCUCCCUCACUGACAUGGCCGUGGAGACCCAGCGCCGCAAGCACCUGGCUUACCUCAUCGCAGACCAGGGCCAGCUCCUGGGGACCAGCGCCACCACCAACCUCUCUCAGGUGGUUCGUCGCAGGACCCAGCGGAGGAAGUCUGGCCUCACCUCCUUGCUCUUUGGGGUAGACGACCUGGAGGCACUCAAGGCCAAGAACAUCAAGCAGACGGAACUGGUGGCUGACCUCCGGGAAGCCAUCCUGCGCGUGGCACGCCAUUUCCAGUGCACAGACCCCAAAAACUGUAGUGUGGAGCUGACCCCAGACUACAGCAUGGAGAGCCACCAGCGGGACCACGAGAACUACGUGGCCUGCUCACGUAGCCACAGGCGCCGGGCCAAGGCCCUGCUGGACUUUGAGCGGCACGAUGACGAUGAGCUGGGAUUCCGCAAGAAUGACAUCAUCACGAUUGUUUCCCAGAAGGAUGAGCACUGCUGGGUGGGGGAGCUGAAUGGCCUGAGAGGCUGGUUUCCUGCCAAGUUUGUGGAAGUUCUAGAUGAACGGAGCAAAGAGUACUCCAUCGCCGGGGAUGACGCUGUGACGGAGGCGGUCACGGACCUCGUGCGAGGGACCCUCUGCCCGGCCCUCAAGGCCCUGUUUGAACAUGGACUGAAGAAGCCAUCUCUGCUUGGGGGCGCCUGCCACCCCUGGCUGUUUAUCGAGGAAGCAGCAGGCCGGGAGGUGGAGAGAGACUUUGACUCGGUGUAUUCGCGCCUGGUGCUGUGUAAGACGUACAGGCUGGAUGAAGAUGGCAAAGUUCUGACCCCAGAGGAGCUGCUCUACAGGGCUGUGCAGUCUGUGAAUGUGACCCAUGACGCUGCACACGCACAAAUGGAUGUCAAGCUCCGCUCCCUCAUCUGUGUGGGGCUCAAUGAGCAGGUGCUGCACCUGUGGCUGGAAGUGCUCUGCUCCAGCCUGCCGACCGUGGAGAAGUGGUACCAGCCCUGGUCCUUCCUGCGCAGCCCCGGCUGGGUCCAGAUCAAGUGUGAGCUCCGUGUCCUCUGCUGCUUCGCCUUCAGCCUCUCCCAGGACUGGGAACUUCCUGUGAAGAGAGAGGAAGAGAAGAAGCCCCUGAAGGAGGGCGUCCAGGACAUGCUGGUGAAGCAUCACCUUUUCAGCUGGGACAUAGAUGGCUGAAGCUCGUCCUCCAGUGGCCCGGUCAUGCCAGGCUUCCCCGACCCAUUGGCUACUAGAGCAGCUCCUUCCUCAAGAACAGCGCUGGCCCGGGCCCAACCCAAGCUUCAGGGUCAAGGAAAGGAGACACUCUGGCCAGGCAUCAUGGUAGGGAGAUAGAAGACGCCACCCUGGGCACCCCAGAGCGUCUCUGGAGGGCAGUGGGUGGCAGGAGCAGAAGAUUGGGGCCCAGGCCCCAAGCUCACCGUUUGUACUGACCAAAACCUUGCGAAGAGGUGCAGAGCCACCUCUGUCAGUCUUUCCUCAGGAAGGGCUCGGGGGUGGUAAAGGCUCCUUGGUUUGUAAAUAAACUGGCUUUAAGAAAGCA